CUCACACCCAAAACAUGAUUUCAUCACGACCGGUCUUGCCGGUCUCCACUCGCGCCUUUGGGCGCUCACUCCACCGCGCGUCCUCCCCUGGCGCACGCUGCGCCGUCCGCGGAGCGCUGAGCGCGUCCGUCCUGGCUGUCGGGAUCUUCAUGGCACGUCCAGCGCUGGCCGUGCCGAAGGAACCCGCUGGCCCAGCGGCGCUGGCCGCCAUCGCUACGGAGGCCAUAGGAAUAGAAAGCGAGUUGCAUGAAGUGGCAGGAAGUGGUGACGGGUGGCAACAAGGGUGUGGGCUUUCAUGUGGCUCAGCAGCUGCAGGAGGCGGGGCUGCGGGUGGUGCUUGGCUGCCGAAAUCGGACGCUGGCCGAAGAAGCUGCGGCCAGGCUCGGCUGCGAGUACGAAAUCUUGGAUUUGGGAUCUGAAGCGUCCAUCGAAGCCUUUGCAAAGCAGAUGGAGAAGAAAUACAAACGUUUGGAUGUGCUGGUCAACAACGCAGCCAUUGCCUUCAAGGCAGCAGAUCCGACGCCUUUCAAAGAGCAAGCGUUGCCAACGUUGAAAAUCAAUCUAUUUGGCACGAUGCGCCUUACGGACCGUCUCUUGCCCUUGCUCCGCGCCACCGCGGCGCAGAGCUCUUCUCCUCCGCGGGUGGUGAACGUCGCUUCCAUGGCCGGACGGCUGCGACAGCUGAGUCCUGCACUCCAAUCCGAAUUUGCAUCUGAGACACUGGAUCGGCCACGGCUGUUGCGCCUAGUUUUCUCCUUCGUGUCAGCGGUGCAGUCGGGCCGACAUCGCGAGAUGGGUUGGAGCGACUCGAACUAUGGAUUGUCCAAGUUGGCGCUUAUUGCAUACACCCGCCUGCUGGCGCGCGAAGAGCCGCAGCUACAGGUGAACGCUUGCUGCCCCGGUUACUGCUGUACCGACAUGUCCUCGAAUCGCGGUGGCCAAGACCCUGCCGUGGGCGCCCGCACCGUGCUCGCAGCGGAGCGGAGCGGACGCAGCGGAGAGUUCUUUGAGAAUGAGCGGAUCUCGGAGUGGUGAAAAAAGGAAGCGAUGCCC
Messenger RNA from Durusdinium trenchii, 1053 nucleotides. Lineage: Eukaryota; Dinophyceae; Suessiales; Symbiodiniaceae. The record is from the annotation of a GenBank genome assembly.